CGUUCGCUCACCGUAGAGGCGCCACGUGGUGACGGGCGCGACGGAGAUGCCGCAGUGGAACACGUCCUGCUCCCGCGCCAGCGCCAUCGCCGCCACGAAGCCGCCAUAGCUCCAGCCCCACACGGCCACGCGGCGCGGGUCCACGAAGUGCAGCGAAUCGCGCAGUUGGUAGCCCUGGCCGCCGGAGCCGCGGCCGUCGAUCUGCGCGACGAUGAAGUCGCGGCUCCCGGCCAGCCGCCCGAGAUCUGCACGGGGAACGUCUUCACCUGCGGCAGCGCCAUCUUGGACGCGCGCUCCACCAGCGCCGAGUUGUUCUGCAGGGUGGCGAGCAGGCGCGGGCGGUUCCCGCCGCCGGCCGCCCGCGAGCCCCGCCCCGGCCCCGCGCCCGGCCCCGGGCCCACGUUCAGCCCCGGCCCCGCGCCGCCCCCCACCCGUUGCCGCCCCGCCGCCACCCCCCCCCCGCUGCCGCUGCCGCCGCCGCCUCCGCGCCCCGCGUCGCCAGCAGCUGCACCG
This is a messenger RNA of Gryllus bimaculatus (two-spotted cricket), 513 nucleotides long. The record is from the annotation of a GenBank genome assembly. NCBI's taxonomy places the organism in Eukaryota, Metazoa, Arthropoda, Insecta, Orthoptera, Gryllidae.